This is a messenger RNA of Stegodyphus dumicola, 902 nucleotides long. RefSeq lists its product as uncharacterized. NCBI's taxonomy places the organism in Eukaryota, Metazoa, Arthropoda, Arachnida, Araneae, Eresidae. The record is from RefSeq and is a predicted model, not a curated record.
UUCAGGAGCAGCGAGGUGUUAAACCGGCCGAUAUUCAUCGCCGAAUGGUGGCUACUGUGUGUUCCACAAGUCAGCGAGUGCCGUUUCGGUGAAAGCCGGGUGUGUUUGCAUAAAGAUGACUAUAAAUCUAUUUCUACAAUUCAAAAUAUAAAAAAAAUCGAUCGAAAAUUUUUAGACAAAAAUCUUAAAAUGUGUGAUCGUAAGUAUUUGACGAAGGAUUCAAUUUCUAUGGACAUAUACCACUCUCUUUCAAGAGGCACAUGGAAGUUAAUGACAAUGAGUAACAUCUUCGAGUAAAAUCCCAAAGAGGAAGGUAUCUGGAAAGCAGUCAUCGAAAUAAAGCUGAAUAUUUGGAAAAACUCUUUUCAAUUAACUUUCGGAAUGGACCUGCCACGGAAAAUCUAUUGCAAGUUGCCUUAUACUGCAUGCAAGCAGCCGCCAGUCGUCAAAUCGUGCAUUGCCGUCGCCAUAAAUGCUGUCACCAGUUAUAUCUGCUUCCUUCAAGAAGUCGUCUUAGCAAAUUUACGUUUAAUUAUAGAACCAAUUAAAGCAUUUUUUGGCCCUCUUUACUGCGAAGUUCCAGGAGUCGUCUGCAAGCCUCCGCCGACGUUUUACGAACGGUCAUUGCAGACUUUGCGCCAGUUUCUAGUUGAAAAUAUGAUUAUACGAUACAUUACGGAAACUUGCUGCAGUUCGUGGACUAUGAUAUUUCUCCAUUUAGCAAUUCUCAUAAUCUUGGCAACAAAAUUAACUCGAGUGGUAAUACGAAAGGUACAUGAACAUAAACCGCGAAGUGCUCUCACACAGCCAAGCAGUAAGGAAAAUCAAAGAAUUAUUGAAUAAAGAAAUUAAUGUUCGUACUAUAAUCAUCUCAUCAUCUUUUGUAACAUAUAGUAAAUAAA